This is a messenger RNA of Priapulus caudatus, 7407 nucleotides long. RefSeq names its product RNA-binding protein Musashi homolog Rbp6-like. NCBI's taxonomy places the organism in Eukaryota, Metazoa, Priapulida, Priapulimorpha, Priapulimorphida, Priapulidae. Gene Ontology annotation, molecular function: nucleic acid binding. The record is from RefSeq and is a predicted model, not a curated record. Gene Ontology annotation, cellular component: cytoplasm.
AUGUUCCGUUGUUUUUGCGUCGUUGCAGGGUUCGGAUUUGUGACGUUUGAGGAUGAGGACAUGGUCGAUAAGGUGUGCGAGAUUCACUUCCACGAAAUCAACAACAAAAUGGUGGAGUGCAAGAAGGCGCAGCCCAAGGAGGUCAUGCUGCCGCAGAAUCUGGCGAGAGAGUCGAUCUCGCUGACGGCCGGACUGAACGGAUACUUCCCGGCAAGCAUGAUGGGAGCGUACGCCGCCUACGCGGGCCGCGGUUACCCGAUCAACCCUGGAUUCGCCUACCAGUUCCCCGCCGCCGAAGGACUGCAUUUUGGAUCGCCUCUGGCGGGCUUCCCCGGUUACGCGGGCUACGUAGCGACGCCAACGCAUGGCGACCGUGCUGCCGCCGCCGCCGCCUCCGCUUACUACGCCGACUACGUGGCGGCGGCAGCGGCACAGGCGGCCGCCGGGGGACAGAUGAACCAUAGCUUAGCGCGCAACGAACCGAGCCCCCUGCCGGUCAGUACCAGUCCUCUGCACCGCGACUAUGGCGUGCAGCAGCAGCAGCGCAACCAAGGUCCUCUGGACAUCUACAGCUCCAGUCAGGACAGCGUUGGCUACGUGCAGGCCGCCAGCCCUCAGCCGUCGUUCCCGAUCGCUGUCAGCAGGGUCGGUGGCGCCUCCUGGGGUCAGGGACCCCUGAUUGCUGCUGCUUUCACUAAUGGCUAUGGCCACUGAGUGCGUCGUGGCACGUCCACAUCGCCCCAACGCCAGGGUUCAAAUCAGGGAUUAGGGCUUUACUAAACGGAGAAACAAUACGAUUUUGGAGAGAAACGUGAAUGCGAAACAACGACGGAAGAUGCUGAUCGUGAGAUGUCGACCGCCGCACGCCACACGUACGCCGGCACGCAUUCUGGGAUUGACUCGACUCGCUGCGGCGGCGGAGGCGACACUUUGCUUUUUUGGUCUUGGGAGAUGCCGGCGUCGUCGGUCGGACGUUAAUAUGUGUUGUGCGUGUGUGACGGUAACAAAAAAAAUAUUAUGGAUAACUACGCCCUCUGCUGGAGAGAGAGGGAACUAACGCGUCGGUGCGACGAGCACGAGAGAUGAAUUUGUGAGUUGUUGUGUGAUUGGGUGUCGUCAGAGGGAGGAAAAUGCAUUAUAGCUCGUAAUCCCACUUGUUAAGGUGAGGCGCGCGCGCGCAUGAUAGGUUGCGACCGCGUGUGUGCGUUCGUCGCGGGGCGAGUAUAGGUAGCGUACGCACUCCCCCGCGCGCGCGCGCGUGCGUGGGAAAUUAUACUCUGCAUAAUGCGCGAAUCGUGGAACAACCUAUUUGUUGUUGUUGUUGUUGAAUAAUUAACGCACGGCGGUGCCACCAGGCGGCAGCACACGCUGCGGCCAUGUCGCGGCGUCUGCUGCCGCCGCCGCCGCGCCGGUUUUAACUGAGAACGUGAUGGAAAAUUUAAAGCAUCGUGAACAAUGAUUUUUUUUGUCGAUUUUAUUUCAAGGGUAUACACAAGUAUGUUAUAGUGGCAUGAAUAUGAUAUUUAGCGUGUAGCUGUGUAGUGGACUAUUAACCAUGUAGCUAGUAGCGUAUAAUUAGCGGGAAAAAAAAUAUGUCGAUGAUAAACACCACCAGUUUAUUCAAAUCAUGAUCACCACCAGUUUUAGGUCAUCGUUUACACCCCGCACCUCCCCGCGCCGCCUCCCCGCCCACUCCGCAGCCCUCAUCACCUCGUGUUCACCAUAUGAAGUUUUUAUUUUUGUAUGGAAGAAGACUCGUGUUUUGCGUCUCUCGCCCGCCAGGGGGGGGGGCCAGCGAGGGGCGCCGUAUUUUGAGGCCUCGUACUUUCAGAAAGCAAUAGUAAGAGUUUUUCCGCGGGCCCGCCAAUGGCGCUGCCAACUGGCGCGCGCAGACGAUGUGAGGGAGACAGUGUGGAGAGAGAGGAGGAAGAGAGGGACUGGAGGAAGAAUAGAGGUAAUGAUAGAGGAUGAGAAAGGAAGAGAUAGAGGAUGAGAGAGGAAGAGAGGGAGUGUCGUCGUGCAAGGCAGUCAACCGAUCGAUACACAUGUCAUGUCGGUGCCUGUAGGAGCGUUUGUCCCGGGGUGGUCACUCACUCGCGCGCGCGUGGGCAGGGUGGCUGCCGCGUGUCCGGCAAGGACAACUAGCGUCUGUGCCGGGCGGCGGUCAGCUGCAGCCUCCCUCCUCUUCCCACCCACUGUGGCCGCCCGCCAGCGCCCUCUGUCGUGUUCGAGGAUGCCCUCUUGUCGUCGCCGCCAUGUUUGAUCCGGUAGGAGUCGGCCGCGCUCGCGGAAUGCCGAGUCUUGGCGAUCGGUAACCACGGCAACGCGUCGUGGGUCGUCGCCGCGGCGCGGGUGUCGGCGCGAGUGGGACGCGUAGGGGGCGCUAGCGUAGUCCGGCUCUCUGCGCGUCCCUCCUCCGCCCACGUAGUGUUAGUUUAACUGAUCUCAAGUCAACCAGGUGGCGCCGGCAUCGUGACGCGACGGCGACGACCGACGGCGGUCGGGACUGAAACGAUUGGGAUGCGGUUGCCGCGGGCGACGGUCGGCGACGCGACCGUGCGGCUGGAGGGCGUGGCACGGGCAGGGCUGGGGGUAGGAGGCGGCGGCGGGGGGUGGUUCACGUCUCUGUCUGAGUGCGACUCGGCGAACACGCCUGCUGGUGUUAUCUGUAUAUAUAUAUGUUAGAACUAAUGAACUUAUUUGCUGUAUAUUGCCGCAAACGUAGCACGGCUGCACCGCUAUGUACCACCGCGUCCCAUCUUAUCUAGUAGUGCAGGGAGUUACACGGACUGUUUGAUAUUUUGAAUUGUAACCUUCUAUUAUUAUCCACUGUUGAUUGCACCGAGCGCACUGGUUAUUUUACGAUGAUGACGUCGGGUCGUUUUAUUGUGUACCUAGUAUUUAUCACCGUGAGGAGGUUCCACGUGGCGCUGCCGCUAGGGGGCGCUGUACAGGGGCGGAGAGGCGGACCAUUCGCGAAGACGGUUGUGAAAACUGGGCUCAUCUGUAGACGGAACAGACUUUUUAUUUUUACUGUAUUAAUAAUGAUGAUGAUGAUGAUUGAUAAUAAUAAUUAUAAUUAUAAUAAUAAUGUGGUUUUAAAUGUGGCAAGUCGCGGCGCGUUUUGCCCAGCCGCGGCCGGUGGCGCGGACGUCGGCCGCCAGGGGGCGCUGAGCUGGCGCGGUCGUGGCGCCAGCGCACGUGCUGCCCCCUGUAGCCGAGGGCCAGCUGUUGUCUGCGGCGGGUGACUGCGUGGGAGGGCAACAUGUCGGCAGUGUGAGGUGUUGCCACCUACCAUGAUCAUGAAGAGUCUAUGCAUUGCGAUUGCACCGUCGUGUAGCUGCUACAUGGGUUUUGCCAGGUUGGAGCUCCGGCAUCGAGGCUCGAUUCUUUUGAGUGAGACUUUUGUUUUGUAAAAAAAAAUUUGACUGCAAGAACAACGAUUGUUACAAGUUUCAGCCCGUUUUUAGAUGGGCGGUCGUUACUCAGAACUGUAUAUACUGUACAAUACUGUACAAAAUUUUUCCCUAGGAGUAGCUCAUGUCCCAAGCAUCCCUUGUAGCGGUUAGAGUGUCGAAAAUAACAAGUGAGCAGAUCAGUAGCAUGUAGCGCCACCUGACUUGACUAGCAUAUCCACGGUCAGAUUUUUUAUACAAGCGUGUGUAACGUUAGCAGCUGCACUCGUCCCGGCAACGCAACAGCUGCAGUGUGCUACAGUUAGAUAGGGGGCGCUGUCGGUCGGUAGCAUAGAGCGCGCGUGAUCACGGCUAGUCCAACCCCGACCCAGUGAAUCGAGAGAGAGAGAGAGAGAGCACUUUUGGCACAGGCGGCCAAGAAUGCCACAGCAAACGCGAGCCACACAGUUUCGGCGAAUCGCCACCAGGUGAUAGUAGCGUAGAUCAUUGCGUUGGUAGAAUUUUGUGUAGCUGUGUGUGUAUCUGUGUGUGUGUGUGCGCGCGCGUGCGUGCGCGCGUGCGUACACUGCUGUGCGGACGGACGGACGGGAGCAGCGGGACUGUGCUCCCCGGGGACAUACAUCACCGUAACUGGAGUACACGUGCUGCGUACACCCUCGUGGAGAGCUACCCUCUCGUCAGCGCCACCUAUAGGGGCUUAGGGAGUAAAACGUUAAGAGGUUGGAGGUGAAAAAUAUGCAACUUUUGUACCGACACAAUGGCAAUAUGAACUUUACACAGAAUACCUAUCAUUUUCUACUUGCCUUUAGGCAGAAUAUACAAUCUGGCAUUCUGCGUAUGUACAGUAGAAGCUAAAAACAAACCACCAGAUUUUGGAGGGGUAUGAAACGUUGUCACGUGGAGAUAUGAACGGUGGCUGCUGUGGGAUUCCGCUGCUGCUGCUGCUGCUACUGCGGCUGCGGCUGCUGCUGCUACUGCGGCUGCUGCUGCUGCUGCUGCUACUGUGGCUGCGGCUGCUGCUGCUGCUGCUGCUGCUGCUGCUGGCCGCGGUCAUGCUUUGCAUGCGAGUGAUAGAUCGCUGGGAACGACAGAGCGACGCAGCAGACGACCCCACUAGCGGCUGUCACCUAUCUCGCGAAAAAAAAACCCUGUGUAUAAUCAUAUUGAUGUAUACUUAAUGUUUGCACACAUGCAGUUAACUGGAUGUGUUUGGUAUAUAUAUAAUAUGUGAACUGAUACGAUACAGUACCCAACAUGUAGUCGAUGUUGUGUUGUAGUUGCCUUUAUAAAUGCCGCUGUAAAAACGUGAAAAAUAGCCAGAUGUCAUGUUAGUGUGCUCCAUAUCAGUAUCUAUACAUAUUGAACAUUAGCGAGGGGUGCCGGAAGAGAGAGAGUGCAAGAGAGACGGAGAGAGGAGGUUUUUCGGGGAUGUUUGUGCUCGCGUCUGUGGAGGGACAUCGGGGGCUUUGAAGGCGAAGGACGCGCGUGGCGCCACCUACAGUUUGAGUCGGCGCGCACCGCGACGUCCCGUCGGCUGACGACGACGGCGUUACGCGGCGUUACGCGGCGACAGAUGGUUUUAUCAUGUUAGCGGGGCGACGGAUCCCGCGGGCGCGCGGCGACACGAAAAAACGCGUUCCUUUUUACGAGCGAGACGCGGGGCGCGAGUGGCUCCGUCUGCUGGCCGGCAGACGCGGUCUGGCGCGUGCGUGGCGCCACCUACGCGGUCGGCGGACAACCUACCUCGCACUGUUGUUGUUGUUGUGUGACCCGUCUCCGGACGACGCCCACCGACCGGGGCGUCGCGCCGCGAAUGGUCGGCCGCGCAACCAAUCGGAACCUCUCACUGCUCCGUCGCGAUUUUAUCUCAAGUCAUGUGAAAUAUGUUAACUUAUUGAAUGCUAGCCCCUUGUGCAGAAUUCGGCCCCCCUCCGAUUCCCCCCCACCCUCACCCCCUGACAUAAUGUCAGACUACGAUGGAUUUUAACCCGCAUAGCUUUGUAUGCAAGAUUUACCGUUAUUCUAGAGUUCUAUUUAUUACCGGCAGGCCUGGAGUAGCCUGCGCUCCAUUAUCGAGGCAAGCGAUUUGCGUGUACUUUGGUGGUAAUUACAAGCACACGGGCAAUCAGGGCUAUUUAAGACGUUAUCGACGGUCGAUUUUUAAUACGUCUGCGAGUGUUUAAGAGGGUUUUUAUUUUUACGCGCGCGCUCGGUCGUGCGCUCGAAUUCUGCACCGGGGGCGCGGGUUUGUUGAGUAGUUGGACGUAGUCGCAGGAACAGAAGUCGUUUGCUGCAUUUCGUAGAGUAGGUUUAGGAUGCAUCAGCACCUCAGCUCUCAUUUGACACCAGGUGGCGCUCAGUACCCUUCCCGGCGGCGUUCUCUCUGCGCGGGUGGUCGCGCAUGCGCAGGCGGGGUGGCUGGCUGAAGAAGACAGAACGGGUGACGACGCACUCUGCCCCCCACGGCGCUGCGUUUCUUAAUGGGGUGCGCUCGCUCUAGAUAGCUUUUUUCGAUCGCACCCGAUUAGAAACGCGAGCGCCGUGUGGCAGUAAGUAUAUAAUAUAUACCUCCCCGUGUCUUUCAGUGGUGGGACCAAAUUGGCGUUUUGUAUCGAGUUCUCUGAGGCGACUCUGUGUACGUAACACGGGGCCGUUCUCCGUCCGGGGACUACGGGAACAUUGCGAAAAAAGAUGUUGGGGCGCGCUUGCUUGCGUAGAUUGAACGUCCGCUAGGUGCUGAGUGCCCCCGCCGCGUGUUACAUUACAGGGUUUCUAUGUUUUUGUUUUGUAAAAAAACCACUGAUGUACAAAGUUUGAAAAAUCUAGAAUUUUAAUGUGUCAACUUCAGUUGUGAGUUAUUUGGCGAGGGCCCUGGCGGGUGUCGUGGCGCGGCCGCGGCUCUAGGUUUAGACAUAGAGUUAGCUAUGGGGCCUAGUCCUACCACCUUUUGUUCUACAAGGCUCCUCGGCGAAUCAUAGAAUCGUGUUCGGCUCGCGGCCGCGCCGUGAAAUCCCCCGGGAGCUCUACUGCCCAGCGUGAUAAACUAUCAGGAUCAAAUUAUCCAGUUAACAAUCUCUAUAGGUCACACGUAUAGUCGUCUUCUGAGUACAACUGUCUUUACCUAUUUCAGGCGAGUAAUAAAUAAUGACUUGCCGUAGUCUUGUCUUUUGUCACGUGCCAAAAGUGUGUACAAUUUAUUCUAUUCAGCAGACAUUAAAAAUGGCCUCUAUUGAAAGAAAAAACGAUUGGGUCAGAAUCGGGUAGGUGUUAAGAAAGCAAAGGUUUUGCGUUCAGUGUACAGUUUGCGUGCCAACAUCCGCAGUCGUUUUCCACGGAGCAUGCGCACUCGUCACUGUCUUAUUAGUUGUGUCAGAGACAAUAGAACAGUAAUUUUAUUGUCUCUGGUUGUGUCAGUGAUGUUUGCGGUAGCGGUUUCAGCGCCCACACGUGGCGCCCCCCCGCGGGUGUUGGCAGGCGAGUUGUGUACGCGUGCCUCUUUGUUGCCGUUUGGUCGAGUGUCAAUAAAGCAGUGGCGGAUAUUUUGGUCAUGUAAAGGCGGGCCGCGAAACAACGAGGCCCACCCUGUACAUAUGUGUUCUGGCUCAGUAGGCUCUAGUGUGAGGUCAGACCGCUUGCAUCAGUCUAGGCCGAAGGUACCCGUUGGUGUCGUCUGUCGAGAACUUGACUGUGACAAGUGAGCAGCUUUAGAGUUGGCUUUAAUACAGCCACGUUUCAGAGCAAUAAUGGUUAUUUCUCCUUGGUGUGUGGUGCAUUUCUGGUUGGUCGAGAGGUGCGUGGGAAUAAGCGUGGAAGUUCUAUGUUGAUACGUGCAGCGAGUUUCAUGUGACUAUUCUGAAUAUUUUUAUCAUAUGUGAACUUUGAUGAUGACAAUGACGAUGAUGAUGAAAUUGAUUCACACUGUUAAGAACUGUUCUUUUGUUGAUAUGUCCAGACUAUAUAUACGAAUAAAGUGAUGUUUGGCAAAAAAAAA